Messenger RNA from Pipistrellus kuhlii (Kuhl's pipistrelle), 1545 nucleotides. RefSeq names its product mitochondrial ribosomal protein S11 (gene MRPS11). NCBI's taxonomy places the organism in Eukaryota, Metazoa, Chordata, Mammalia, Chiroptera, Vespertilionidae. Bases 217 to 840 code for a protein of 207 amino acids. Gene Ontology annotation, molecular function: structural constituent of ribosome; mRNA 5'-UTR binding; small ribosomal subunit rRNA binding. Gene Ontology annotation, biological process: translation; maturation of SSU-rRNA from tricistronic rRNA transcript (SSU-rRNA, 5.8S rRNA, LSU-rRNA); ribosomal small subunit assembly. The record is from RefSeq and is a predicted model, not a curated record. The transcript has 6 exons. Gene Ontology annotation, cellular component: mitochondrial small ribosomal subunit; ribosome.
GCGAAGGGCUCCUGUUAGAAUUUAGGGGAAAGAGAAGAAACUCCCAGCUGAAAACCACAGCGAUGGUUACUAUGGAGCGCACACACCGGGAUAAGAGACUUUAACGGGCCCGGCGAAGGGGAAUCAGGUGACUUUCCCUCGGGGCUCCCCCCCACCACCACGGGCGCUCAUGGUGCUGGCGCCGCGGACGGGAACUCGCUGGGGUCAAUUCAAGUCAUGCAGGCGGUAAGGAGCGCGGGGUCUCGGCUCCUGAGGUCAUGGGCUUGCCCAACGCCCACGGGCAGGAUAGCGGCCCGGGUGCCGGCCGCCGCCAUCCACACGGGCGCCCAGCGGCUGCAGGACGCGGCGGCCAAGCAGAAGGUGGAGGAGAAGACGGCGGCCCCGACCCCAACUCCGGCUCCGGCGGCGACCCCGGCUCCGAGCAGCAGCAGUUUCAGCAUUUACCCGCCAGUCCCAGGCCAGGAGAGCCCCCUGAGGUGGGCGGGGAAGAAGUUUGAGGAGAUCCCCAUCGCCCACAUUAAGGCCUCCUACAACAACACCCAGAUCCAGGUCCUCUCUGCCGCCAACCAGCCCCUUGCCCGCACCUCCUGCGGCACCGAGGGGUUCAAGAACGCCAAGAAGGGCACGGGCAUCGCGGCACAGACAGCGGGCAUCGCCGCCGCCGCGAAAGCCACAGCGAAGGGCGUGACCCACAUCCGGGUGGUAGUGAAAGGCCUGGGGCCGGGGCGCUUGUCCGCCAUCCAGGGCCUGACCAUGGGGGGCCUGGAAGUGAUCUCCAUCACGGACAACACGCCCAUCCCGCACAACGGCUGCCGGCCCCGGAAAGCUCGCCGGCUCUGAUGGAGGACCCUGACCCUGACCCUGACCGGGAGGCCCUCCUCCAGACCUGCAGAGAGCACGCUCGGAGCUCCCUGCGGGCGCCGUUGGCGGCUCAGCAGGAAGGGACAGCGCUGCCUCCUCGCGUGGCGCCUACUCGGACUGGAGACCCGCGUGCCCGUCUUCUCUUGGACACGGGGAGGGGGGCUGUGGCCCAGACCCCAACCAGUAACUGCUGCCCUGCCUAAAGCAAUAAAAGGUCUCUGCCAUCUGAAGUGAUUGUCAGACUUUUGCGUCCAGGCUGGCAAACCGUCACCCCACGUGCUCCUGAGAAAGGUUAGGAAUUGAGAUGAAACUCUAGGUGGAAGGGUGACAUGUAAACCGGCCACCACUCAGGGAGACCGGCCCGCUGGAAGGCUGACCAUCCAGCCGCCGCCCGCUGCCUCUGCCCCUCUCAGCAGCCCGGGUGCCCAGAACACAGGCGGGCCGUGUGCUCGCACGCCCCGCAGGCAGAGAAGAGGCGGGGCCGAGCAUGGGCACGAGCCAAGUGCUGGCACAGCUUGUGUGGCACGCUUCCUUGUUUCCUGGCAGCGGGUGCUGGAUCACUUCUAAGUGCAUCUGCAGUUCUGCUUCUGGCAGCUCCAAGCUGGUGGCACAGGCCUGGCUGCAUAAGGGAAGCUUCCCCUCCCCUCAUCACCCCUCUCUUUCCCUCCCCUCCCCUCCCCUGGC